GUUUCAUCGAAGCAAAAGGCUGAGGAAGAACAGGUAACUGCAGAAAUAGCAAUUCUCAGAUCGAGGAGCAGUGCUGCUGAAGCAAGGCUGGCUGCUGCUCGGGAGCAAACUCAGUCUGCUCAAGAGGAGGCAGAGGAGUGGAAACGGAAGUUUGACAUUGCUGUUCGAGAAGCGAAAAAUGCUCUUGAGAAGGCAGCAACUGUUCAAGAACGCACAAACAAGCAAACGCAACUGAGAGAAGAUGCUUUGAGAGCAGAAUUUUCUGGUACAUUGGCUGAUAAGGAAGAGGAAAUGAAGGCUAAGGUGGCAAAAAUUGAACAAGCUGAGCAGCGGCUGACUACUUUGAAUUCGGAGUUGAAGGCUGCUGAGUCUAAGAUAAAGAACUAUUAUCUGGAGAUAUCAAGCUUAAAGCUUGAGAUUAAGGAGUUGGGUGGGAGGUUAGAAAGUGUAAGCACUACUGCACGAUCAUUUGAAAGAGAAGCUAGGACUCUAGAACAGGAAAAAGAUCUUCUGGAGCAGAAGUACCAAUCUGAGUUUAACAGAUUUGGAGAAGUCCAUGAAAGGUGUAAAAUUGCCGAAAAAGAAGCUAAAAGAGCAACUGAAUUGGCUGACAAAGCACGAGCAGAAGCAGUCACUGCCCAGAGAGACAAGAGUGAGUUUGAGCGAAUAGCGAUGGAAAGAUUGGCCCAAAUUGAGAGAGCUGAGAGGCUUGUUGAAAAUCUGGAGAGGCAAAAAACUGAUUUGGCGGAUGAAGUAGAAAGGUACCGUGCAUCCCAGAUGGAUGCCCUAUCCAAAGUUGCAAUGCUGGAGGCAAGGGUUGAAGAAAGGGAAAAAGAAAUUGAGUCACUAUUGGAAUCGAAUAAUGAACAGAGGGCUGAUACAGUUCAAGUCCUUGAGAGUCUCUUGGAGACCGAGCGUACAGCACGUGCAGAGGCAAACAACAGAGCAGAAGCACUCUCUGUUCAGCUACAAGCCACACAAGGAAAACUUGAUUUACUCCAGCAACAGAUGACUGCAGUUCGCCUCAACGAAACAGCAUUGGACAGUAAGCUCAAAACUGUUUCGCAUGGGAAACGUGCAAGGGCAGAUGAAUAUGAAAUAGGUGUGGAAUCUGUUCAUGAUAUGGACACUAAUGACCGAAUAACCAGAGGAAAUAAGAAGUCCAAAAGUACAACUAGCCCUUUGAAGUUCACAACACCAGAAGAUGGUGGCUCAGUGUUUAAGGGUGAUAAAGACAACCACAGCCAACAAACCAAUUCAGAAGAUUAUUCAAGGUUCACAGUGCAGAAACUUAAGCAAGAGCUCACAAAACAUAAUUUUGGCUCUGAGCUGCUCCAGUUGAAGAAUCCCAAUAAGAAAGACAUCCUUGCUCUCUACGAGAAAUGUGUUCUCCAGAAAUCAUGA
Molecule: messenger RNA, 1404 nt
Organism: Ilex paraguariensis (yerba mate)
Lineage: Eukaryota; Viridiplantae; Streptophyta; Magnoliopsida; Aquifoliales; Aquifoliaceae
Source: the annotation of a GenBank genome assembly